Molecule: messenger RNA, 2676 nt
Organism: Neurospora tetraspora
Lineage: Eukaryota; Fungi; Ascomycota; Sordariomycetes; Sordariales; Sordariaceae
Exons: 1
Coding region: 1-2676 (891 amino acids)
Source: RefSeq, a predicted model, not a curated record
AUGUAUCCACCAAAAGAGCAAGAGUUUGUGUUAAGGACACAAAGAUCAUGCGCAAGAAUGGAGGAAGCUACAGCGGUUCAUACCAACCAAACAAUCUCGAAGAAAGGGAAGGGGAAAGAAGUAGAGAAGCCCGCUCCGGAUGCAGCUACUCAACAACCCACUUUGACAAAAGGCCGGCCAAUCUCGACACCAGCAGGACCGGCAUGGGAUCGACAGGGGACGUAUGAUCGACAACGGCGAGUGUCCGGCCAAAGCAGGAUCUCAGCAACGAGCACCGUUCCUUCAAACCGAGACAGCUGGGAAAGUCGACCGCGCUACUCGAUUAUCAACAAUGGAAGCAACACGAGCCUGGAGUCGAUGCGAGCACAAAGCCCGCCUGCUGGUCCUCGUACGUCCUCGUUGGCACAGUUCCAGAAACCCGCUCAGGUAUCACGACCUAAUCCUCCCAGGCGGAAAUCGAAGCCUGGAGAGCUUUUCGCUACCCUGCCAGGGGAAGUAAUCGAGCUCAUUCUCGAAGAGUUGCGGAAACUCCACUUCAAGCCCGGGACUAACAGCUGUGCAACAUGUUGGAUGAGGGACUGCUGCAAUAUUGCUAUAAGCACCAGGAAGUUUCUCAAAUACGCCCGAGAAGCGUUGUAUGGGCAUAUACAACUUGUUGGAGCAGAUGGAUACCAUAUGAAGAAGCGAACGAAGUUGACUUACGGGUCAAGACUGGUUCUUUUGCGCAGGACGCUACGAGGAAACUUGAGGAUAGCAGCGAUAGUGCGGUCGUUGAAGCCCCCCGCAUGGCCAUCAGCAGCAUCUUCAGUUGAAGAGUAUAACGACCUCAUAGCAUCAGUUAUUAUGGCAUGUCCCAACUUUGAGCGGCUGGUUGGAUACUACCCGACAUACGAUCACACCUUUCAGCGAAUCUUUCAAGCUCUUUCCACACGCCAGAAGUUGAAAGAGAUGGAUUGGAUCCUGGAACGCUCGCCACUACAACGGCAAAAGUCAACAGCUGCCAUCCGCCCAUUGACUGCUAAUGGCAGCAAAUACAAUCUUGCAAACGGGAGUAAACAUAAUCUUGCCAACCUCAACAGCAGCAGACACAAUCUCCACGAGCUGGAACACCUGUCACUGACCCAGUGCCGCAUGUUUAUCGACUUUCACCUUGGCUGGCAACAGCUCACCACGCUUGUGGUACACUGCCAUCCAGGAGCAACGCUGGCCCCUGACGGCAUUCUUGACCAGACGUUCCGCAACCUACCAUCUCUGCAAAAUCUCAACGUCUCCCACCUUCCACGCAGCUCGUUUACCGAUGCGAACCUUCUGCAUCUUCCUCCCCGUCUGAAGAAACUUACCCUGACUCAUCUCCCUGGCAUCACCACUGCUGGACUUACCACAUACGCCAGUCGAUCUUCUGCCACAUCGCUUACUACAUUGACACUCAUCCACAUGAACCUCGAAACGCUUCCCUCUUUGGCACGGAUCUUUUCCAACCUCGUCAACCUGGAGACCUUUAACCUCGUCCAACACCACGCCCCCGUCAUGCCUAGCGACGAGAUGAUUUGGCUCUUCCCCUACCUUGCCUCGAACUCUCUGCGCAAGCUUCACUGGGAUAUACCCACACGCACCGCGACCACGUCCGCAGACGACAUCUUAGCGAAGAGCAUUCUCGCCGGCGGCUUUCCCCGGUUAACCGCCAUCCGCUGCCCGAAUGACCCCGAAGGAAUCUUCCAAGCACUCUGCAAACCCAAAGAGCGCGCCGACCACCCGACCGAUCGUUACCGCGGAGGCAAAAUGCACUUUACGCCGACCAACACCAGCGGAAUGAUCCACCAUGCCCGAAGCCCCUCUGGGUUUAACUCGAUCGCUAGCAGCACGGGAAGCAUGACGAACAGUUCCAUCGGCGACGACAGGGACACCAACUCCACGCCAUCGACACCCACCGAUACUUCUUUCCCUCUAUCAACCUCGAGCGGCGGCGGACCGUUACCAAAGUCCCUCCCCAUCUUCGCACCCAAACCCGGCACCUUAGCAGAUCCCUUCCUCCUCUCUCACCGUGCACAAUCAGACCUUCAUCUCGCCCGCCUAGCCGCCCAAGCCCGCCUCGAAGCAGCGCGCAAGUCUCCCCGUUUCUUCAUUAUCGUUACCGAUCCCAACGGUGACGUGGUGGAAAAGUACGGCGUUGGAGCUUUCAUCGGACGGACGGACAGCAAGAUCGCAUACCUCCUGACAGCGGAUGAAGGGAGUGGCGCGACAGAUGAAGGAGGAGGGCUAGUCACAGUGGAGAAUAUGCUAGGAGACUGUGGAGAGGCGUUGGUUUUGCCUCCCAAGUCCUCAAAGGUCGUGUCGGAGAAGGUUGAGAAACAUGAGCAUAGGCAUUCAAAGUCCUCGGAAGACAAAAAAGAAGAUAGGAGGAGCAGGAGCACUUCGAGGACCGGGAUGAGAGAGUGGUGGGGCGCGAGAAGCAAGAGUAAGAGUAGAGCUGCUGCUGCUGCGGAGAAAGCGGCGGAAAAAGCGGCGGAUAAGGUGGAAGACGUGAUGGUCAAGACUGGUGCGGAGGAGCAAAGCAGGACAAGAGAAGGGUGUAUUGGACGGUGGAAUACGUAUAGUGGGCCGGUGGUUGAUAAGAAGGAUCGGGAGAGGUGGUGGCAUACGGAGAGGGGACGGUGGAAGCCGGUUGUGCUUUCGUGA